UCCCAACAUAUGCAACCCCCACAUCCGAAGAGCUGCCUUUAGGAGUGAAGAAGAAAUAGAUCAGAUAGUCGUAGAAACUAGAAACUACACAGACAGACACAGUUCAGAAAUGGAUUUGUCUUUCCCAAUCAUCAACAUGGAGAAACUCAAUGGUGAAGAGAGAUCAUCCACCAUGGAGAUCAUCCAUGAUGCUUGCCAGAACUGGGGUUUCUUUGAGUUGAUAAACCAUGGAAUCUCUCAUGAACUGAUGGACAAGGUUGAAACCUUAACAAAACAACAUUACAAGAAAUGCAUGGAAGAAAGGUUCAAUGAAUUAGUAGCAAAGAAAACUCUAGAAGGAGUUGAGAAUGAGAUUAUUGAUAUGGACUGGGAAAGCACUUUCUUCUUGCAUCACCUCCCCCAGUCUAACAUGUCAGAACUCCCAGAUCUCGAGGACGAUUACAAGACUUCAAUGAAGGAAUUUGUUGUGGAAUUGGAGAAACUAGCUGAGCAACUCUUAGACUUGUUAUGUGAGAACCUGGGGCUUGAGAAGGGUUACCUUAAGAAAGCCUUCUGUGGCUCAAAAGGGCCUACUUUUGGAACCAAAGUCGGAAACUACCCACCGUGCCCUCGUCCAGAACUAGUCAAGGGACUAAGGGCUCACACUGAUGCAGGUGGCAUCAUCUUACUGUUCCAAGAUGAUCAAGUCAGUGGACUCCAACUCCUCAAAGAUGAUCAAUGGAUUGAUGUUCCUCCCAUGAAACACUCUAUUGUCAUCAACCUUGGUGAUCAACUUGAGGUUAUCACAAAUGGAAAAUACAAGAGUAUCAUGCACCGAGUGCUAACUCAAACUGAAGGUACACGAAUGUCAAUUGCUUCAUUCUACAAUCCAGGGAGUGAUGCAGUGAUCUACCCAGCACCUGAAUUAUUGGAGAAAGAGGAAGUUGAUGAAAGCCAAAUAUACCCUAAAUUUGUUUUCGCAGACUACAUGGAGCAUUAUAUGGGGGUUAAGUUCCAAGCUAAGGAACCAAGAUUUGAAGCAAUGAAGGCAAUGGAAAGUGUUCCCGUUUCUGCUACAGUUCCUAUUGCUUUUGCUUAAUUAAGAAUGCAUUAAGGUUAACUACUAAAAUUAUGAGGAUUGCCACUAUAAUAAUGUAAUAAUAAUGGUAACAAUUGGUAUUACAGUGUUUGUAAUUGUUUCUUGGGAGGGUAAGUGUGUUUGUCUGUGUGUUUUGUUAUAUGUAUGAGCUAACUUCUAGUUCUACUAUCAUAUUGGGAAUUUCACCUUGAAAUGUUCGUAUUUAAACAUUUAA
Molecule: messenger RNA, 1292 nt
Organism: Papaver somniferum (opium poppy)
Lineage: Eukaryota; Viridiplantae; Streptophyta; Magnoliopsida; Ranunculales; Papaveraceae
Product: 1-aminocyclopropane-1-carboxylate oxidase 1-like
Exons: 4
Coding region: 110-1078 (322 amino acids)
Source: RefSeq, a predicted model, not a curated record